This is a messenger RNA of Leptopilina heterotoma, 2769 nucleotides long. RefSeq names its product merlin (gene Mer). NCBI's taxonomy places the organism in Eukaryota, Metazoa, Arthropoda, Insecta, Hymenoptera, Figitidae. The record is from RefSeq and is a predicted model, not a curated record. The coding region runs from base 293 to 2218 and encodes 641 amino acids. Gene Ontology annotation, biological process: regulation of cell shape; positive regulation of early endosome to late endosome transport; positive regulation of protein localization to early endosome. The transcript has 8 exons. Gene Ontology annotation, cellular component: cytoskeleton; plasma membrane; filopodium. Gene Ontology annotation, molecular function: actin binding; cell adhesion molecule binding.
GACAAUAGGCAACCGCGAAAUAGUUGUUACGAGAAAAAGCUUUUUGUUAAUGGUGUUGUGUUAUAUAUUGUUCAUAUUUUUUGUCAUUUUUGUGAUAUUUCGAAACAGUUCGCCUGUGAUAAACACUCAAGUUGAAUAAUAACAAUGUGAAAUGAAAAUAAACAGAAGAAAAACAUUUACAUUGUCGUUUAUCUCCGGAAAAUUGUAUUUUUGCGAGAGUCAAUGACUAUUUUUAGACUUUCUAAUUUCUAAUGUUUUUCGAGUUUUUCGAACGUAAUGGACGAUCGGGAAAAUGAAAAAUAAAAUGCCACCAUUUCGCAGGAAAAAGAACGGAAAAUCUUUUCCAGUUAAAGUUUGUACUCUCGAUGCAGAAUUGGAAUUCAAUUUGGAGUGGAGGGCAACAGGACGGGAUUUAUUCGAUUUAGUUUGUCGCACAAUUGGUCUUCGAGAAACUUGGUACUUUGGAUUGCAAUACGAAGACGCAAAAGGAUUUAUAUCAUGGCUGAAACUCGACAAAAAGGUGCAAGACCAAGGAAUAUCUCAACAGCCAACGACUCCAUUUAUGUUCCUGGCAAAAUUUUACCCGGAAGAUGUUGCCGAGGAACUUGUGCAGGAAGUAACUCAACAUUUAUUUUACCUUCAGGUUAAGCAGGCGAUUCUUUCCAUGGAUAUUUACUGUCCACCGGAAGCUUCCGUUUUACUCGCGUCUUAUGCGGUUCAAGCCAAGUACGGAGACUAUGAUGAAGUCUCACAUCGUCCGGGAAUGUUGGCUAGUGAAGAUCUCCUUCCGCAACGGGUCAUUGAUCAAUAUCAAAUGACGCCGGAAAUGUGGGAGGAUCGCAUAAAAAUUUGGUACGCCGAUCAUCGGGGAAUGUCACGCGACGAAGCUGAAAUGGAGUAUUUGAAAAUUGCUCAGGACCUCGACAUGUACGGCGUCAACUAUUUUCCAAUUAGCAAUAAGAAAGAGACGGACUUGUGGUUGGGAGUGACGGCACUGGGACUCAACAUUUACGAGAAGGAGAAUAAGCUGACGCCGAAGACGACGUUCACGUGGUCCGAGAUCCGGCAUAUCAGCUUUGACGACAAGAAGUUUGUGAUCAAGCCAGUGGAGAAGUCGUCGCCAAAUUUCGUCUUCUUCUCGCAGAAAGUUCGCAUGAAUAAAUUGGUAAAGAAAAAAUCAGAUGUUGCCAGCUGGGUGAAGGGAAUGGUAGUUUUAGGAUUGGAGGAACGUAUUAGUGACAAAGCUGCUCGAAUAUUAUUUGUUAAGAUUCUGGACCUGUGCAUUGGCAACCACGAUCUAUUUAUGCGGAGAAGGAAGCCCGACUCGAUGGAGGUCCAGCAGAUGAAAGCCCAGGCCAAGGAGGAAAAAUCCAGGAGGCAAAUCGAAAGGAAUAAAUUAGCCCGUGAGAAGCAAUUGAGGGAAGCUGCAGAGAGGGAAAAAGCUGCGAUGGAACAGCGACUUUUGCAGUAUCAAGAAGAAAUUCGACUUGCCAACGAAGCUCUCAGACGGUCUGAAGAAACGGCAGACCUGUUAGCAGAGAAAAGUCGUGUGGCCGAGGAAGAAGCAAUGCUCCUGAGUCAGAAGGCCUCCGAGGCUGAGCAGGAGAUCACGCGAAUUAGACUGAAUAAUAUGAAAACAGAGGAGGAGAAGGUACAUCUCGAGAGAAAGACUCGGGAAGCCGAAUUGCUCACUGAGAGGCUCGUUCAGGAAUCCGAACGACGGGCUGUCGAGGCUGAGAAACUCAAGGACGAAUUACUUCGCGCCCGCAUCGCCGAAAAGGAAGCGAAGGAGAAACUACUCGAGUUCCUUAGCAGAAACGCUUACGCUAAUGCGAUAACCCCGGUGUCGAAUAUAUUUCCGUCGACGCAAGUUCUGCCCUCGGAUUUGCAAGCAGAUUUGCAAACAUUACAUCUCGACGCCGAACCACUGUCGCCUGAAUUGACAUCGUACGAUUUAAUAGCCGACGGCGACGUCGAUCAGCUUUCGAUUGAAAUUGAAAAGGAACGUGUCGAUUAUUGGGAGAAGAGUAAAAAUCUUCAGGAACAAUUAAAGGAAUUACGCUCGGAAAUUGAGGUAAUGAAGGUAGGCGAGAAACAGUGUGAAUUAGAUCAACUUCAUGAGGAACAAGUGAGACUUGGCGAAAAUAAAUACAGUACAUUGAAAAAAGUCAAGUCAGGUUCAACCAAGGCGAGAGUCGCCUUCUUCGAGGAACUCUAACAGAAAAGAAUUUCGUCAUUGCAAUUUAUUAUUUAAAUCAGUCAUCGUGAUAAUUUGCCAAAAUUUUCAUUUUCUUAUUCUACUAUAGUGAAACGAAAAAAUAGUGACAAAAAACAAAUUCUUUCAAAACUUUCCACAUUCAAAAUUGAAACAUUUUUUUUACAGAAAUAUUUCAAUUUUCAAAACAUCUUUAACACAAAGACGAAAAGAAAUUGUUCUCUAAGCUUCGCACAAUUGUUAAAGAAAUUCCAAGCCAAUAGUGCCUUGAGUUUUUUUUAAAUUAGAAAAUUACAAGCGUCAAUUAAGUAAGUCAUUAAUUAUUCGAUAAUUAAUGGAUUUUAAUUCAUUUAAUGAAUAUGUAUUCAUUACUAAUAAUGAAAGCGAUUCGCAAAAUAUUUUUAAAUAUUCCCGACUAUUCGGAAACGAAAUUUUUUUAUAAUAAUUUUAUCAUAUAUAGUUUUAGGUGUACGAUAACCCAGCUCGCCAUAUUCUCACAUGCGAUAAUUGUACAAUAGCAGUUUGUAAAUUUAAUAUACGGAAAGUCAUUAGUA